AUGUCUUCCCAGUCGAUGGCUGUUGACGUCCUGGUCAAGGCCUGCCAGGAUGGCGACGCGUACAGUGGUCUCCAGACUUUUAAAGCGGCGCUGCAACGCAAAGUUAGACUUCGCGAUGAGGCGGCGGCACACGCCAUGUUGCUCGAGGCUUUUCAGCAGGCAGCUGUUCCAUUCCGCUCCGCGGAGACGGCAUCGGAGCUGGUCUCCAAGCUGUUCCCAAUAUUGAAGGAUUUUGGACACAACGGCGACCUUUGGGGCAUAGAGAAAGUGCGUGCCAUUAUCAGUUGCUUUAUGAAUGUGCCGGAGGGAGAGGUCUCCGUAGCCUGGUGCCAAUCCCAUGUGCAGUUUGUUGUAAGUGCGCUGGGCUGGUGGCGAGCUGGCAAAAAUCCUCAGGAUUGCGUGGAUGGAGAGACUUCGAUUAACUUUUCCGUGUUUUUGAAUGAAGCUCUCUGUCACGCCAACAUGCGUCUUGCCCAUUGCACGGAGGACGACGAGGAGGCCUCGUGUGAGGCGCUUGCAAACGCGUACAAGGCAAGUCUCUGCUGCGCCCUGAACAUGGAGCUCAUCCUGUCGGUGGUGAUGGAGCUCCGCUGCAGGCUCACGGAGACGGAGAGGGUAUUCUUAGUUGCACGCACCAUACACGGCCUCUUGUCGGCCACGGGUGAAGAUAUGGGCGUCUCACCGCGCAGGGCACUCGACACCGCGAGGUCAAUGCUCUCUCACGAGGCGGUGCCGGCUGAACACGCCGCGCUUGGGAGUUUUCUUCAUGACGUGUUAUUCAUAUUUGACUCUGUGCUAAAGACACCAACCCGUCCGUCAGUGGAGCAGCUUGGAGGGAGGGUGAUUGAGGCGCUAUGCAGAGCGUACGCCACGGCCCUGGAGCCUGUUGCGGACUUGGAUUGGGUGGCGCUCUUGCACGCCCUUUGCACGGAGAGUGAAUGA
Trypanosoma cruzi is the source of this 942-nucleotide messenger RNA. RefSeq lists its product as uncharacterized. Lineage: Eukaryota; Euglenozoa; Kinetoplastea; Trypanosomatida; Trypanosomatidae. The transcript has a single exon. The record is from RefSeq and is a predicted model, not a curated record. Bases 1 to 942 code for a protein of 313 amino acids.